AUGUCAUUUAUAUAAUAACAUAACCUAAAAAGAGUAUUUUUGAGUGUAUAAUUAUAAAAAAAAAGAAAGUUAGGAAAUUGAAAAUUUAUAACUUUCUGCUUAUUUUUAAUAAUAAUCAAGUUAUGCAAUAUCUUGUACUUAUAGGUUUACUAACUUUGUUUGCCCAAGGUACAAGAGCCACUGAACAACAAAAUGAUGAAACCUCCUCCAACUCCUCAACAGAUAAAAAGAUCCUUGACGAAAGCCUUAAACCGAUCUUCGACGAUAUCCAGCCUGAGUUUGACAUAUUUCCUGACAGCUCCAUACCCAAAGCAGACCAAGAAAACACCCUGGCCAAUCUAACAGUUGUAGAUCAAAGUAACUCAACUAGCACCAACAUAUCUUCAGGAAAAUUCCUAAAUUGCAUUAAGACUAAUAACAUGGCAACUGUACACCUUGUCAAUGAUACUGAGCUUAUUCAACUCUUAGUACCAGACCCAAAAAUUGGUUCUGAAAAAAACGCUCCUGGACAAUGUAUUGCUGUGCUUUUUUAUUCAAAAAAUUGUCCAUUUUCGAGUAUAGCUGCGCCACAUUUUAACGCACUUCCAAGAGCUUUCCCUAAUAUUAAAAUGGUGGCAAUCAAUGCUAUGAGGUACCACUUGUUUAACACUCAAAAUGGUAUAGUAGGAGUGCCAACAUUACUUUUGUUCCAUAAUGGUCGGCCCAUGGUACGGUAUAAUGGAUCUAACUAUAAUUUAGAGUCUUUUUCUAAGUUUAUAACUAGACAUACUGGUAUGAAUGCAGUAGAGAAUUCAGUUGUGACAUCUCAGGAUUUUGCUGGUCCUGUUGUCAGUUCUCCAUCAAAAGAAUCUGAUAUGUUUUUAGUAAUUUCAUGGUUUUUUAUUAUUGUUUGUUCUUGUUAUUACUUUUCAAAAUCAAAAAUGUGGAAAUGGGUGGUCGAAACUAUUCAAAGAAACUGGAGGGAGUCGGAACAACAUGCUCACCCUCAUGUUGACUAGAAGUGUUAAUUUUAGGUUAAAGGGAGUAGGUUAUUUUUGAUUGUGAUAAUUUAUUUAUAAUAUAAAGACUGAUCAGAAAAAAACAA
Molecule: messenger RNA, 1084 nt
Organism: Anthonomus grandis grandis
Lineage: Eukaryota; Metazoa; Arthropoda; Insecta; Coleoptera; Curculionidae
Gene: bug
Product: thioredoxin domain-containing protein 15
Exons: 2
Coding region: 123-998 (291 amino acids)
Biological process (GO): cilium assembly
Cellular component (GO): cilium
Source: RefSeq, a predicted model, not a curated record